Molecule: messenger RNA, 1017 nt
Organism: Eriocheir sinensis (Chinese mitten crab)
Lineage: Eukaryota; Metazoa; Arthropoda; Malacostraca; Decapoda; Varunidae
Product: T-box transcription factor TBX6-like
Exons: 7
Coding region: 1-1017 (338 amino acids)
Biological process (GO): cell fate specification; positive regulation of DNA-templated transcription; regulation of transcription by RNA polymerase II
Cellular component (GO): nucleus
Molecular function (GO): DNA-binding transcription factor activity, RNA polymerase II-specific; RNA polymerase II cis-regulatory region sequence-specific DNA binding
Source: RefSeq, a predicted model, not a curated record
AUGAAUCUUGAUCUGGGGAAAAAUAGGGAAAUGCAAUCCACCCAAGCACACUGCCUUGGAACCUCAGAUUAUCCACCUCUUUCCCUUCUCAUACCCCGACGUUUUCCACCAACACUGAAUCCACCUUGCAAAGAACCCCGGAUUAUCCACCUUUCCUUACUCAUACCCCGACGUUUUCCACUAACACUGAAUCCACCUUGCAAAGAACCCCAGAUUAUCCACCUUUCCUUACUCAUACCCCGACGUUUUCCACUAACACUGAAUCCACCUUGCAAAGAACCCCGGAUUAUCCACCUUUCCUUGCUCUUUCCCAGACGCAUGUUUCCAACGUUCCAAGUUCGCCUGAUGGGGAUGGACCCGGCCAGCGAUUACAUGCUGAUGAUGGACUUUAUCCCCGUGGACGACAAGCGCUACCGGUACGCUUUCCACAGUUCCUCGUGGAUUGUGGCGGGGAAGGCGGACCCCAACUCACCCCCACGCAUCCACGUCCACCCCGACUCCCCCGCGAAAGGCGCCCAGUGGAUGAAGCAGGUGCUCUCUUUCGACAAGCUCAAGCUCACCAACAACCAGCUGGAUGACAACGGACACAUCAUCCUCAACUCCAUGCACCGGUACCAGCCGCGCUUCCAUGUGGUGUACGUCAAUUCAAAGUCCGAGGACGUGUCUAGCACCGAAAACUUCAGUACCUUCAUCUUCCCCGAGACCAAGUUCACCGCCGUCACCGCCUACCAGAACCACAGGAUAACACAAUUAAAAAUCGCCAGUAAUCCCUUCGCUAAAGGCUUCAGGGACUGUGAUCCAGAUGAGUGUGUGGUGGAGGUGUUGAACCAGUUACAACAGCCUGGUGGAGGGGGCGGUGGAGGCUGUGGGGGGGCAGGCCUACAGCAGCGGGGGGGCGGCGGAGCAGGGGGAAGGCCUCAACAGCAGGGGGGGCAGCAGAGGCACCCCCUCCCCCAUUACCUGGCCUAUCACAACACAGGCAAGGAGACGAAAGUUCAUAGCUCUCUAACCCCUUGA